AUGGUAGUAACGCGCAAAGGACAAUCAACAACAACCCAACGGAUCCCUAAUCUCGAGAGCAAUCCCACCAUGAACAACCAAGAACGAUAUCCGUAUGGAAUGCCUCAGACCCAGUCGGAACCUGUGAUACGAGAGACCCAGUCGAACACUGACCGAGCUCAGCCCGACCUCCAGGAUGACAUGCGCGCGCUCCGCGAAGAAAUGGAAGCCAUUCGAAGGCAAAGGGAGGCCGAUGCCCGAGAGCUAGCCGAGCUGCGUCGACAAAAUGCCGAGCUCAAGGGUCUGAAUCAAACAUGCAUGCCGUCAACUCCUACUCUCCAAGAAGAGUCGGCAUACCAUGCCCCAACCGACCAUGUGACCCGAACACCAGUUACCUCUCUAAUUGGCAACAAGGCAAACACCAACGUUCACUCCUUAAGACACCCUUUCUCGCGAAGGAUAAUGGAAGCAACUCUACUGGAUCAUUGGAAGAGUCUUCCAAUCGAAAAGUACGACGGAUCCGCCGACCCUGAUGAACACCUAAACGUCUUCUUGACGCAAGCAACUCUCUCCACCCAAGACGAUUCGGCUUUGUGCCGAAUAUUCCCUACGUCGUUAAAAGGCCGAGCCCUGAGCUGGUUCACGAAGUUGCCGAGCUCUUCCAUCGACUCAUUUAGUGAGCUGUCAUCUCAAUUCACUCUCCAGUUCGCGACGAGUAAACCGUACAGGACGACCUCGUUGGCACUAGCAGGGGUCCGUCAAGAAAAGAAGGAAAGCUUAAGAAGCUUUAUGGAACGCUUCAACAGGAUUGCUAUGGAGAUCGGCGACCUUAACCCGGCCGUGGCAUUGGACCGAUUGACCAUCGCUCUAAGGCCUGGACCUUUCGUGAACAGCUUGUGUAAGAAGCCGCCGCCCGCCAUUGCUGUGCCUCGGAUCGAGUCAAGAGUAAAUCAUCUUGCAUAUCCUUGA
Messenger RNA from Cajanus cajan (pigeon pea), 948 nucleotides. NCBI's taxonomy places the organism in Eukaryota, Viridiplantae, Streptophyta, Magnoliopsida, Fabales, Fabaceae. The record is from RefSeq and is a predicted model, not a curated record.